This is a messenger RNA of Harpegnathos saltator (Jerdon's jumping ant), 2676 nucleotides long. RefSeq names its product BTB/POZ domain-containing protein twz (gene twz). NCBI's taxonomy places the organism in Eukaryota, Metazoa, Arthropoda, Insecta, Hymenoptera, Formicidae. Gene Ontology annotation, molecular function: protein binding. The coding region runs from base 436 to 1380 and encodes 314 amino acids. Gene Ontology annotation, biological process: protein homooligomerization. The transcript has 5 exons. The record is from RefSeq and is a predicted model, not a curated record.
GUACUGGUGGAGGUAGCAGGAUCAGCGGAGCGGCCGAGAGCGCACGCAGUCCGACGAAAGCCGCGGUGGCGCGCGCGCGGCUCGCGCCAACUUUUGUCUUUCGCAGAGUAGACACGUGAACGCAACCACGUGGUCAAGUGCGUGAACACCGAGAGGAGAGAGAAAAAGAGAAAAAGGGAGAGAGAGAGAGAGAGAGAGAGAGAGAGAAAAGGAGAGCUGGAGCUGUUCGCGGGAACUUGGCCGGGGUGCUAUCUAGACCUAGACAGUGACAAGUUUUCGCGACCGCGACAACUUCGGGACCGCUUCGGGGUGCCGCAAUCCGCCGCAGCCGUGAACACGAGAACAACCGUCAACCUGGAGCCCACGUGUCAGAAACGACGGAAAUGUGAGGCCGAUGGGAAGGAGGCGAAGGCGGAGCUGACGGCGCAACGCAAUAUGUUCCCUAGCGCUCAAAUUAAAAUGAGAUUGCUGUCGCCAAGCAGUUCGCCGGCCACCUCGCCCACGAUGUCGAAUUCCUCGUCGCCAACACCACCGACGCCGGCGGCCCCGGCUUACAACCAGAAGAUGACCGGUAUUCCUUGCGUAGCGGCCGCUUCGAGGUACACCGCACCGGUCCACAUCGACGUCGGCGGCACGAUAUACACAUCCUCCCUCGAGACUUUAACCAAGUAUCCGGAAUCCAGACUAGCGAAAUUGUUCAACGGCAGCAUCCCUAUCGUUUUGGAUUCGCUGAAACAACAUUACUUCAUCGACCGAGACGGCGGUAUGUUUCGGCACAUAUUGAACUUUAUGCGAAAUUCCCGGCUGCUGAUACCCGACAACUUCGCCGACUUGGAUCUGCUGCUGGAGGAGGCGCGGUACUUCGACAUAGCGCCGAUGUGCCGGCAGCUGGAGCAGAUGAAGAAGGAGCGCAUUAAGAACGGCUCAACCACGACGAUGUCGUCGUCGUCGCCGAGUCCACCUCCCGCCGGCCAACACGUCGGCCGCGGCACCACCGCUUGCACCACCGCGCCCUGCAACCGCGACCCGGACAAGAUACGCGGCAACGACGGCAACUGCAGCUACGAGUGCGUGGCGUUGCACGUGAGCCCGGACCUGGGCGAACGGGUGAUGCUGUCGGGCGGGCGGGCGCUGCUGGAUGAGGUGUUCCCGGAGACGACGCAAGCGGUGAUCGACGCGCGCUCCGGCGUCGCCUGGCACCAACAAGAUGCUCGCCACGUCAUCCGGUUCCCGCUCAACGGCUACUGCAAGCUGAACUCGGUGCAGGCGAUCACCAGGCUGCUGAACGCCGGCUUCCGGGUGGUCGCGAGCAACGGGGGUGGCGUCGAGGGCCAGCAGUUCUCGGAGUACCUGUUCGUCAGGCAAGCCGUCAACACCUGACGGAGCACCACGCACCAUCAUCACCACCACCACCACCUCCACCACCAGCGCAAAACGAUCUCCAGGUCGAUGGUGCGCUGCCUGCAGCGCGACCAUGAGCUGGAGUGAGUUCUUCAACUGCACACUCCUGGGAGAUUCUCCCACUCAAGACUGCAUCGCGGAACAUUCAUCACGGUCGUUCGGAUCACACGCCGAAACGCGAAGAGCGUCUCGAUGUUAUGAGGAUACAAGGCUGACCAGAAGAAUCCGCAACUGUCGCGCCGAGGCCGGGAAACGAUGGAGGCUGAAGUGUCGUAGAGGGGUGAUGAUUAAAUUCUCUUUGAAUUUCUUCCAACGAGAUUCUCCGCUCGAAGAGGGCAAGUCGCUUGAAUUCGGCUGACUUUCUGUUCAUACAGGCUGAACAGGCCACCACUCUGAGCCGUCGAGUGAACAUGUUCAUUUGAGGCUGAAGCGUCAUUCCGGUGUGUUCCAGCCGUACAUUGAGAGAAAAAUAUUUAAAAAGUAAAAAAAUAUGUAUUCCGAGUGACGGUAUUUUCGCUGUCACUUCAGAUAAAUUUUCUUUCGUUUUGAGCGAGAUUUCGUUGCAAGAGAUUUAGAGGAUAACAUAUAAAAGAGAGAAGAGAUAAAUUAGAAAAAAAAUCUGACAGAAGAAGAAGGGAAAUAAUUCGGAACGACGACAGCAUUGCUCGUCGGAGAACAUUACGAUUAACGUGAUACUAGUUAGGCUGAGCUUUAUGACGUAAUUGACUUUAUUAUGUAAUUAACGAUAAAUCGCGGCACUUCCGAGAACGAGAAGUUGCUGAAGCGCCGUCGAGCGGCACUUGCGACGACUGCGUAGCGUUACGACGGCUUGAAACAAAACAUCGUCGGUCGCCACGGCGACCGAUUGUGCGCGAAUUGCUGCGAAUGUAUCUCCAAAUUAGAUACGCAAUUUUAAGACGAGCAUCACUCUCUCGACUCAUCAGCGUGCACGGCUCUCGUCGUUCACGACGAUCGCGUUAAGUCACAUCUGAACGAAAAGACCGAACUUCGUACACAGCGCGAGCCCGACGAUGGCAACGAUGUAUCGCGUGACUCUCUCAUCUCGACGAAGCCUAAACCGUAAUAUUAAUCAUAUACACACUGCAAUUUCGUGUUCUCCCCUCGUUCAUUGUAAAAAUGCACGUAUCACCGGAGCGAAAAUCAUAGCCAUAACACAGCAUAAGGAACGAAUAAACGCUUCCGUCUCUCUCACACACCCGACUUCUGCACCAUUUUAACGCUGUCCGGAAUGGAAUUCCCAGCUCCACGUAUAAA